Messenger RNA from Rubroshorea leprosula, 1672 nucleotides. The record is from the annotation of a GenBank genome assembly. Lineage: Eukaryota; Viridiplantae; Streptophyta; Magnoliopsida; Malvales; Dipterocarpaceae.
CUCCUCACCCUCCAAUUUUGGUACGAAUUUUCUCUCUACCAUUCUUCCUAAGAGAUGAGUUUCUCCAUACCAGCUCCUUCUUUUUCUCUGUGCCUUCCUAGAAGCUGCUCUCCUAGAUUCUUCAAGUACCAGUCCCGCUCCUCCUCCGCCGCAUCUCUGUCGUGCUUCCGUGUGGCGUGUCGCAGUGGGUCACAAUACACAGCCACUGCUGACUUCAAGUUCGCCUUGCACGAUGCUCUCGAUUCCAUUGGAGUCGAUACUUCUCACGCCAGAGAAGCUAGGCAGGGUUUCAUUUCCCAAAUUGAAAAGUUAUCUGCAAUCGAGAGAGCAACCAGCAUUAGCAUAAAUAGACGUGUUGACUUGGGAAGAACAGCCCUUUACAUAGCAGCGGAGGAUGAUUCACUCAUUUCACAUUCUUCUGUACCUCUGCCUGUGGAAGCCUUCCUUAAAAAAUUGGAUGAUCUUUCCACAGGCUACUUUUCUCAAUAUAACUCGUCGUGCCAGGCAUCAAGGGAAAAUUUCUUGGAGAGCAUAGAGAGAUAUCUAUAUAUCAAAAAGGGCUUCAGAAGAAAUAGUACCAAAAAUCAAUUGGAGCCGCAAGCUCUAUAUCUUCCCUCGGUUUUGGCACACCGUUCAGGUUCUGCUGUUAUGCUUUCACUUAUAUAUUCGGAAAUACUGAAAAUGCUACGGUUGUGUAGACUUUUGGAUUUUGAUGUGGAGAUAUUCUUCCCUCACGACCUUCAUAGUCUCCCAAGAGCCUAUGAUAAGCAGAAAACCAAAGAGUCUGAUCAACUACAUAUAAUGACAACACAAAUGCUAUUGGAUGAGAUUUUAAAAAACCAGAAGGAUGCUUUCUGGCCAUUUCAACAGGAUCAUACUGAGAGUUUAUUCUUAAGGGCAGCACUGGCUGCCAACUUAAUCGAUGGAUUCACUGGUGUUGAAAGUGGCUACCAGCUUGCAUCUGCGAAGUUUGCUCAACAUAGGUUGGGGCAUAGUGCUUGGACCAAUGUGCAUUAUUGGGAAAUGAGACUUGCUCUAUCUGCAUGUGAACGCCUUAUACUACUAAAAGUUGAUCCAAAGGAAUUAAGAGAUUACAGCAUCCUCCUUUACCAUUGUGGAUUUUAUGAGCAGUCAUUGCAAUAUCUCAAGUUAUAUCAAGAAUCAAAGAGUUCACUGCAAAACCAAUCACUAAAUUCAGUGAGCAGCCUGGAAGAAGAUGUUGCACAAAAAUUGAUGGUGCGCCUCAACCUCAUUGCAACGGAGGAUGGUUGGAGCAAGCCAUCACAUGCAUCAAAUUUUCUCUGUACAAAUUCUGAACCAUGGUAACAACAUACAUGCAAACUCUCAUAUCAUUGAAAGGCAAAGAGCUGAAUUUGGUUUCUGUGAAAUGGAAGUUUGGAGAGCAGUGGUUUAUCAAAUUUAACUACGCUACCUGCGGUAUCUAUGGAAACCGAUAACUGUUCCUAAAUCUGGGUUAGUUUCAAUACAAGCCUGCAGAGCCCCUGAUGUAAGCCGACGUGAGUACUUCAGCCUUGCACUUGAAGUUGUCCUCAACUUUGUUACUGAAGGUGUAAUUUAUAAUCUACUGCUCCAUAUACCAUUAGCUUAUUUGUUCAUUGCCUCUGUACAGCACCUAGGCAGAUUCUCAUUCAAGUAAAUAUUUUUGUAAAUU